AUGCUCUCCGGGUUCCGCCCGACUGCGGGCCGCUAUUCGGGUCCUCAUCGAGCAUAUCUGGGAGUCUUGCGAUUCCAGAGAGUUGCAGGAUGCUGUUAUCAUACUGAUGGCCGAAGCCGGAUAUCCAAUUUCUGGAUUCCGACUGGUGGCAUCUCGAAGAAGAAGGUCACGGGAGAAAAAGAGGAUGCAAAUGAUCUUUUGGUCAGAGGUGGCUUUCUGCGACAGGCUUACUCGGGCAUUUUCCACAUGCUACCUCUGGGACUUCGUGUCCAAGAUAAGCUAGAGCGUCUGAUCGAUAAACACAUGCAAUUGAUUGGAGCCUCCAAGGUCUCUUUAUCGUCCAUAUCCGCCCAAGAGCUUUGGGAGCGAUCCGGACGUUUGACGGAGAGUUCCGAGGUAUUCAGAUUUUUUGACCGCAAAAAGUCUCGCUUUCUUCUUGCUCCUACUCACGAAGAAGAAAUCACUACCCUGGUUGGGAGUCUCACCAAAUCUUACCGCGAUCUGCCUCUACGGGUAUAUCAGAUCUCGAGAAAGUACAGAGAUGAACCAAGGCCCCGACAAGGCCUCCUUCGUGGGCGUGAAUUCAUCAUGAAGGAUCUCUACACGUUCGACCACAGCGUGGAGGAGGCGCUGAAGACAUACUCAUCGGUCAAAGCCGCCUACACGGAUCUUUUCAACGAACUCAAAGUGCCCUACUUGGUUGCUGCUGCAGACUCGGGUAACAUGGGUGGGAACAUGAGCCAUGAGUUCCACUUUCCCAGCGCGAAAGGCGAGGACACGAUCAUUAGCUGCACUAGCUGCGACAGUGUCUAUAAUGAAGAGUUGGCGGACGGGAGGGCCCAUGGCCCUGAGCAGACAUCUCAGGCCGCCUCACCGGAUGGGUUUGACACCGAAGCAAGAUCCAUCAACGCGGCACCCACCGUUUCAACGGAUCUCUGGAUGGCUAUUUCCAAGGACAAGCAAACCUUAAUCCGGGGCUGGUACCCAAAAUUCUCCAUGCAGGACGCAAGCCAGGAGCCUGUGGAACGAGAGGUCAAUUCCCACGCUGUCAAAUCCGUCGCGACCGCAGCAGGCAUCGAUCUCGAUCUUAGCGUCGAGAACCCCUUGGAACAGUGGACGGAACAGAUCAAGUCUGCCAAGGCAUCGAUCGACUCUUCCUACCGACCGCGGGUCUUGGAUAUGUACGAUUCCCAGGUGCGCGUGUACAAACGGCCUCCCCUGAGUGAUCUGCUCCAGCAGGUGAACUGCAAGGCAGAUGAUGUCGACUACUCAAUGCUCGACCGGUUCCCCGAGACGACCAGCGGUAUCAACCUAGUCAAGAUGCACGAGGGAGAUAAAUGUAGCCAGUGUACUCAGGGACACAUGAAAACGCACACUGCCAUCGAGCUCGGCCACACCUUCCACCUCGGCACCCGAUACAGCGAGGUUCUCCAAGCAUCCGUCAUGGUUGAUCAAGCACACACUGGCGGUGGCGUCUCGGAGGACCAGAACGUGCACAUGCAGAUGGGCUGUCACGGCAUCGGCGUCUCCCGCAUGAUCACCGCAGUCGCCGACAGCCUCGCGGACUCCAAGGGUCUCAACUGGCCGCGCGCCAUGGCCCCUUACGAAGUCAUCGUCGUCCCGGCCAAGGGUCUACAAGAAGAAGCCGAGAAAGUGUACGAUGUUCUCAGCGCGAAGGGUCCCGACGCCCCGAUCGAUGUCAUCCUCGACGAUCGCGACAAGCAAAUAGGUUGGAAACUCGGCGACGCCGACCUAAUCGGAUACCCAGUGAUCGUGGUCGUAGGUAAGGGAUGGAAGGAACAGCAGACCUUGGAGGUGCAAUGUCGUCGACUGGAUAAUUUGAGAGAAAACGUGCCACUAGACCGACUGUCCGAGUUUGUCAAAUCCUUACUGGACCGACUAUAG
Molecule: messenger RNA, 1905 nt
Organism: Aspergillus affinis
Lineage: Eukaryota; Fungi; Ascomycota; Eurotiomycetes; Eurotiales; Aspergillaceae
Product: putative proline--tRNA ligase AIM10
Exons: 7
Coding region: 1-1905 (634 amino acids)
Biological process (GO): prolyl-tRNA aminoacylation
Cellular component (GO): cytoplasm; mitochondrion
Molecular function (GO): ATP binding; proline-tRNA ligase activity
Source: RefSeq, a predicted model, not a curated record